This is a messenger RNA of Cimex lectularius (bed bug), 2906 nucleotides long. It is a transcript of the gene IRSp53, whose product is annotated as brain-specific angiogenesis inhibitor 1-associated protein 2. NCBI's taxonomy places the organism in Eukaryota, Metazoa, Arthropoda, Insecta, Hemiptera, Cimicidae. Gene Ontology annotation, molecular function: protein binding. The record is from RefSeq and is a predicted model, not a curated record. Gene Ontology annotation, cellular component: nucleoplasm; cytosol. Gene Ontology annotation, biological process: actin crosslink formation; plasma membrane organization; positive regulation of actin filament polymerization. The transcript has 16 exons. Bases 126 to 2300 code for a protein of 724 amino acids.
CCAACUCCCAACUCCCAGUAUCAGUUCAGCUUUCGAGUGGUGACUGUGUUUCAGUGCUUUCUCUUAACUCACGACGUAUCAAUUGGGAUACCUAUAAGUUGAGUUUAACUGUGUGAUGCUGUAAGAUGGAGACUGAAGAAAUAACAAAACUCGUCGAUGGAAUAUACAAGGUGAGCGUUGAAGAUUGCGUACGGGGUGCUGUACCCGGAGCUAAUAUUCUCGACAAGUUCAAUCCUGGCGCUCGUCAGAUGAUCAACGCUGGGAAGGCCUAUUUGAAAGCAUUACACGGUGCGGCUGCGGCGUCUCGAAUCUACGUGGAGGCGAUAACCAAGUUGGCAAGGCAAUCGCAACAAGGGACAUGGGGCGGAUCCUCGGAUAUCGGUUCUGCUCUGAUGCAAAUAGUCGAGGUGUACAAGGAGAUACAAGCCCAGCAGAUGAAUAUCCUCAAAGCGUUCUAUGUGGAUCUUCUUGUACCUCUCGAGACGAAUUUGGAGAAAGACACAAAAGUCGUCCAGUCGGAACAGAAAAGGUUCCUCCAACAACACAAGCAGCGAUCUGAGACCUACUCCAAAGCGGCCGCGACCAUGAAAAAGCAGAGGAAGAAGCAGAAAAACAGCUCGAAGACAGGGAUUGCCAUGGAUAAGGAACUCAAGAGUAUGCAAAUUUUGGAAGAGGAACGAUCGAAGUUGGAUGCAUUCUGUGAGCAAAGUUUGAAAAAUGCGAUGACUCAAGAAAGGCGAAGGUAUGGCUUUGUCCUUGAAAGACAUUGUUCACUCGCCAAGCACUAUCUGGCCUACCAUUCAGCAGGAAACAGCCUGUUUCAGACCCACCUGGACAACUGGCAAGAGGUUGCCAAGUCAAGGGAGUAUCUCCCAAAUUCGGUCGAAGGAAUGUUUGCAAACAAACUUAGCCAAAUAAGUUUCUGGGCAGAGAACUCAGGUAAUGGACUUGACAUGGAUGGGAAGUUGGAAGAUGAUAGGGUCUCAUUGGCUUCACAGCUCAGGAAGACCAAAUCUGUUGACGUCUCUUGCUUAGAUGUAAGAGCUAUGGGUGACUUGGCUAGCCCUGGGCAGCACAGGCCUCUAGCUAGGGCAAAGUCGGACUUCAAUUUGACAGCCAGUACAAACUCUUUAACACAUGAAAUAUCAAGCCCGGAUAGACGUCCAAAAUCAAUGGCUGUUCCUGAUACAAGUACAUGGGACACUCCUCUGGCCAGAGCUUUAUAUGCUUACUUAUCAUCAGGAGAAAACCAGCUUAGUUUCUUAGAAGGAGAUGUUAUUGCCUUAAUGGGUGAAAGAAACAAGGGUUGGCAAUUUGGCGAAAAUCUCAGAACACAGAGUAGUGGCUGGUUUCCACUAGCAUACACAGAACCCUUCAUCGAUGAUACAGCUACGAGUGCAUCAUCACCCACACACAGGCGCGGAACAGCAGUGGAUGAUGCGACUACCCCGAGUGGUGGUGGACCGGGAGGCAGCGGAGGUGGGUUUGACACCCCUUGCCCCAGAGCUCCACCCACAAUGCGCUUCGGAGAUACUCUCGCCCUCAGAAAUCAUGCAUCCCAGUUACAGGAAGGAAGUGCUGGUGGGAUGGUUGGUAUUAGAACAGGACCUCCGACUGGGCCUGCUCCGACGAUCCCAUCUAAAAAUGGAGGUGGAGUUAAAGGUGUUGUUCAGAGAAAUCCUCCAGGUCCUCCAAAUGCAUCACUCCAUUCAAGCAACGACUCCGGUUUUAGCAACGAUCCUCCCCCAGCACCUGAAGUCGACUACUCUGAUGAUGAACACAAUAGAGAAACGUUGGUGAGGAACAAGAGACGACCUAGGGAUGCAGAUACGUUGAGGAGCUGGGUGGAUGAUGACUGGAAUGACAACAAAUCAACAAUGGUCCGACAACACUCUACCAACCGGGAAGAAUCGAGAAUUGAGCGAGUUCAGAAACAGCUCAAGGCCCUUGAACUCCCUUACGAAAAGAAAGUCAAGCGCACAAAAUCUUUGUGGAAGUUGAGGAGAGGCGAUGAUGUCAUUGAAGGGAUGGCCAUGUGGCGGCACAGAUCUCUUAUCGACCUCAACAGAAGUGGUGGAAACAGCCCGCUAUCAGACAAAAAACGUAGGGAAGACGAUGCCGGUAUUGAGACAGAAUCUUGCAUUGUAGUAGCGGACCACAGAGUCUCGAGAGAAGCGACACUUUUACCAAGAACACGCCUCUUGAAAAAAGCAGCACAUUCAACAAUGGAUAUGCCCGGUUCAAGGUUGUCACAUGCUCAACCUCAAUGGUACAACUCCUGGGAUGAAAUCAAAGGAUAAGAAAUGGUAAAAAAUAAUAAUCUGGUGGAGGACUAACUAUUAAAUUAAUGACAUAUUUCUCUAUUCGAGUGCCCUGUUGUAUUUGAACCAUACUUAACAAGGCAUUAGCCCGUUUCACCGAUGGUGGAAUACCGAGUACCUCAUUGAUCCUUAUUUUGGCUAGUUUUACAGUUUUUGUAUAUAGCGAUGGAAGAAUAUUGAAAACUCCUGGAAUGAACAGGAAAACAAUAAGUGAGUGAGCAUGGGUUUAUGGUUAAAAUCAGAAACUGCAAAAACACCAAAGUAGGUGCUUCCAGCCACUAGUCGUUAAGAGUUGAAUAUUAAUUACAUCAAUUAUUAUUUCUGCAUUAAUAAAAAAUAUGGACUGAAGCACGUAAAUAAAGGUUUAAAAUGACUGUCCAACAUUUCUUGCAUUUGUAAUAGAAAUCUAUCCAAUCUCAUUUAAAACUCAUUACACCUAACAAUCAUCAUUUUUCAGGGCAAACGCAUUUGCAGCGGUGAAAUUAAAAAAGACGAAGACCAAUGAUCGCUCUGCACCUCUGAUUUUGUAACAAUCAAUACUGAAAGGGUCUCAGAUUCCCCAAUUUUAAAUUGUCUGAUUCUUAU